CGCUGAAUGUAGGUCACACGCCACCUAACGACACCACAGUAGAACUGCUGACACGGGGAGUCUCACUUCCUUCCUCGGACGGGACAGCACAGGUCUCGUCUUCCCUGUUAAAGGCGAGGUUUGGAACCGUUGUCAUGUGCUGAGUGAACAUAAUGAGAACCGCUGUGUUGUGAGCUCCUACUACUUCGCACAGUUGCAGCGAGGAUGGCCGGAGUCAGGACAGAGGUUCUACACAGAGUCACCGCCGCCUGCGUCCUGACGCUGUGGUUCAGCUGUUCACACGUGAUCGCGCUCAAAUCACAACUUUUCACCAGGCUCGGCGUUUCACCUUCUUCCACUGAGACCCCCAUCAACUAUCAAACACUUUACUUUAACCAGAAGAUUGAUCAUUUUGGAUUCCUGGAGGAUGGCACGUUCAAACACAGAUACCUUGUGGCCGACGAGCACUGGAAACAGCCCGGCGGACCCAUUUUGUUCUACACCGGCAAUGAGGGCGACAUCACCUGGUUCUGCAACAACACAGGCUUCAUGUGGGAGAUUGCGGAGGAGUUGGGCGCCAUGCUGGUUUUUGCAGAGCAUCGUUACUAUGGAGAGUCGCUGCCAUUUGGACAAGACUCUUACAGCGACAGCAAACACUUGAACUUCCUGACCUCAGAACAGGCCCUGGCAGAUUUCGCAGUGCUGAUUGAAAACCUGAAGAGCUCUUUACCUGGAGCUCAGCACAGCCCUGUCAUCGCUCUCGGAGGUUCCUAUGGAGGGAUGCUCUCCGCCUGGUUCCGGAUGAAAUACCCCAAUGUUGUUGUUGGAGCUCUGGCUUCCUCUGCUCCAAUAUGGCAGUUCCCUGGUAUGGUGCCAUGUGGAGACUUCUACAGAGUCGUCACUCAGGACUUUGCCAGAAGUGGCUACAACUGUGAUGCCAGCAUCAGGAAGUCAUGGAAGGCCAUUAAUAACAUUUCUUCUACUGCCUCUGGUCUUCAGUGGCUGUCAGAAGAGUUCAGUUUAUGUUCUCCACUCAAAAGCAAGAGCGACGCUCUCGGCUUCAAGAACUGGCUCCAGGAGACGUGGGUGAACCUGGCGAUGGUGGACUAUCCCUACGAAGCUAAUUUCCUCCAGCCGCUGCCUCGCUGGCCGAUCCAGGUGGUGUGCAAGUAUCUCGGUUUUGACUCCACCGUGUCCGACGACCAGCUGCUGCACGGUGUCGCCCAAGCAGCAAAGGUCUACUAUAACUACACUGGCAGCUCUCCCUGCCUGAACACUUCUCAGACAGCCACUGGCAGCCUGGGCUUCCUCGGCUGGACUUACCAGGCCUGCACAGAGAUGGUGAUGCCCAUGUGCACAGAUGGCGUCCAGGACAUGUUUGAGCCCGAGGAGUGGAACUUCCAGGCCUUCUCCGAUGAGUGCAAUGCAAUGUUUGGCGUCAGGCCGCGAGCCGACUGGGCAGGCGUCGUCUACGGAGGGAAGAACCUCGCCUCCCACAGCAACAUCAUCUUCAGUAACGGAGGACUCGAUCCGUGGUCGGCAGGUGGAGUGACUUUCAACAUAACAGAUUCCCUGGUUUCUGUCGUGAUUCCUGAAGGAGCUCAUCACCUGGACCUGCGCUACAGCAAUGACUCCGACCCCCCCUCUGUCCGCGCGGCCCGAGCGUUAGUGGUGAAGUAUUUCCGGGAGUGGAUCAAGCAGGGGUAACGACGCACCUCAAACAGCACAAUCACGCUAGCGUGUCUUGAGAAGCCGUGGUUUUAAUUUGAUUGACAUGGUGUUUCCCAGGGAGCUCAGUCCAUCAUAAGAGCCAACGUUUCUACCUUUUUUUUAAUCAGUGUUGAUCCUUUUAACAUGAAAAUCAUUCAUUUGUAUAUAAAAUUUGACAAAUCUUGAUUUAUUUUUUUGAAACACUUUAGUCAUGUUCCCUGCUGGAGUAUCGGUUUACACUUAGUUGACAAACUAUGCAUUUAAAUCAGUUGAACGAUGGAAAGGUACAGUGUUAUGGCCACUGGUCACUGCCAUGUUUUACUAAUCUAAGGCACAGUGCUUUAUAUGACAAACUACAUAUAAGUACCUCAUACAUCCCCAUUUUAAAAAUCCUGAAAAGCAUUUCUCACUUCAAGCUCGUCUUUUGUUCUCGUUACGUCAUUAUUCCUUGUUUAUCUUCUCGCAUGCUUCUUAAAACGUCUCACAUCUGUCUCAGGAGAAAAGGCUGACACCAAAUGCUGAAUCAAGAAUAUUGUUUUUGUUUUUGAAGACUUUUCACAGAAGUUCUUAAUCUUCUAUGUUUGUGUUAAACAGACAUUCUUUUUAUUUUUUUUUAAAAAAAGGCUGUCACACUUCCACCAGUGAAACUGAUUAAAAGCUACAAAUCACACUGUCA
This is a messenger RNA of Solea senegalensis (Senegalese sole), 2365 nucleotides long. Its product is annotated as prolylcarboxypeptidase (angiotensinase C). The record is from RefSeq and is a predicted model, not a curated record. Gene Ontology annotation, biological process: negative regulation of systemic arterial blood pressure; angiogenesis involved in wound healing; proteolysis. Bases 205 to 1686 code for a protein of 493 amino acids. The transcript is spliced from 9 exons. Gene Ontology annotation, molecular function: dipeptidyl-peptidase activity; serine-type exopeptidase activity. NCBI's taxonomy places the organism in Eukaryota, Metazoa, Chordata, Actinopteri, Pleuronectiformes, Soleidae.